Molecule: messenger RNA, 1681 nt
Organism: Carassius gibelio (silver crucian carp)
Lineage: Eukaryota; Metazoa; Chordata; Actinopteri; Cypriniformes; Cyprinidae
Product: coiled-coil domain-containing protein 127-like
Exons: 2
Coding region: 976-1590 (204 amino acids)
Source: RefSeq, a predicted model, not a curated record
UUUGUCAGCAGUGGGUCCUCUGCAGUGAAUGAGUGCCGUCAGAUUGAGUCCAAACAAUAAAAACAUCACAAUAAUCCACAAGCAAUCCACAGCACUCCAGUCCAUCAGUAAACAUCUUGUGAAGGGAAAAACUGCAUGUUUGUAAGAAACAAAUCCUUCAUCAAGUCAUUUUAGCUUCAAACCAUUGCUUCAGGCUAAAAUAUGAGUCCAUAAUAUUACUUUCUCCAGUGAACACAAAACAAAAUGGACAUAAACAAUUUGUAACAGAGACAAUGCCAUUCAAAUGAAUUUACAAAGCCAAGUUUAAUAGAAAGCAAGAACAGAAGUGAAAUGCAAAGAAGAUAGAAGGUGCCAUUUUAAUUAAAAGAAAAUUCCUGACUGCAGUGUGCAAUGCACAGCAAAAUAUUUUAACAAAUAAAAUUGCUCCAAAGAAAAGAAGCUUUGCAUAUGCAGAACCUGUUUAACUAGUGCUAAAAUAGGUCAGGGUGGAUAGCUUUAUAUCGUCAGUCUGUUCUGAUCCUUAAAGAGAAGGUAAGUUAAUCUUACGUAUUACAUGAUAGACUUAAAAUUGUUUAAUUUUACAUACUGUAUUAUGACAGGGUCUAAAACGAUUUUUUAAAAAUAUAUAUUAGAGUUGGGUCAUGUAUAUAUAAAGCUACCACACUUGCUUGAACAUUUUGCUAAAAAACUACUUUUGAUGAUUUUCUUUCUUCAUGCAACCAGCAAACAAAAUGACUCAGAUGGUGGUUUUCUCUUACUGAUUUGUUCUCUUUUCCAAUGUCUGACGACUCUGACCUGAUCUGCCACUUAAACUAACUUUGCAUUACUUUCAGUGUUAAAAUAAUUUUACUACUGAUAUUUAAUUCAAAUUCUAUGGCUUAAUCUCUUAAGUGUUUAAGUGCUAUUCAAACAAUUAAUUUAUGUCAUUAAGAUUUAAAAUGUUAUGUUGAACUAAAGAAGAUUAGAUUUGAGUCAAUGGCAAUACCAGAGAGACAGGGUGGUGGUGAUGGUGACAGAAGCAAGUGGAAAUACUAUGCCUUCCUGGUGCCCAUGCUGGGACUCUCUGCCUUUGGAUGGAUCUGGUCCAAGCAGUUUCAAAUGGAAAUUCAGGAUGCCAAAGGUGAGAUCAAUCUUCAAGCCCUGGCUUUCCAGAAUCUGAAACUCAAUGAAGAACAUUGUUACAUGAGGUUGGAAGAGAAAAGUGAACUACGUAGACUGUUUCAGAAAGCUCUGGAAAUUGAAAAAGGACGAGAGCAGAUUGCUUUAGCAGUUCUGAAUGAUGUGGAAUACAGGCUGAUGGAAAGACAGAGGGCCUUUUGCAGUAUUUUCGUUCACCGUACAAGGAGGGUGGAGAUGGAGAAAGACCUAUUGAUUUAUACAGCUAAAGAACCCCUUCUUGCACAUCUGCAUAUGGAGGACGGACUCAGGGAUAUUUUCAAGAAUGAUCGCAGUUGUGCUGAGUAUCUCAACACAGAUAAGCGCAGGAAUGGGAGUCUGAUGUGGCUGUAUCUCAGAUACUGGAAGCUGCAACUCACUCUUCAAACACACCAGAGAGCUGAGGCAGCUAUGCUUGGCACAGACAACAAGUGACACUGGAAGAGCAGAAAUUAAUCUGUAUCACUAAAAUUAUGUAUUUAAAAAAAAAAAAAAAAUGUAUUUAUCAAUAAAGUUUUUCAAUUUU